AAAAUCAUGCUGCUCCAGAACCCAAAGCCCUACCUGCAGCAAAACAAGGACAGUCAAACAGCUGUAGAGAUGAAAAACGCCACGCUAUCCUGGACCAGUGCUGCCGGCGAACAGCAUCACCUUCCCAGCCAGAACGGGGAGGUGAAGGAAGACAAGGAAGAGGAGAAUGGUCGGAGUCAGAGCUUACCAACCCUGAGAAACAUCUCCUUCACUCUGCCCAAGGGCAGCCUGCUGGGUGUCUGUGGGAACGUGGGGAGCGGAAAGACAUCACUGAUCUCCAGCAUUCUGGAACAGAUGCAUCUUCUUCAGGGUUCCAUCACAGCGGAUGGGACGUUUGCUUAUGUUUCCCAACAGGCCUGGAUUUUCCAUGGAACAGUUCAGGAGAACAUCCUGAUGGGCGAACCGUUGGACCAGGCCAAGUAA
Cyprinodon variegatus (sheepshead minnow) is the source of this 423-nucleotide messenger RNA. RefSeq names its product multidrug resistance-associated protein 9-like. The record is from RefSeq and is a predicted model, not a curated record. The transcript has 3 exons. The annotation marks the transcript as partial. Lineage: Eukaryota; Metazoa; Chordata; Actinopteri; Cyprinodontiformes; Cyprinodontidae. Gene Ontology annotation, molecular function: ATP binding; ATP hydrolysis activity; ATPase-coupled transmembrane transporter activity. Gene Ontology annotation, cellular component: membrane. Gene Ontology annotation, biological process: transmembrane transport.